GAGGACUCUGUUUGAGCAUGCGCAUUACCCUGUCAGCAUGGAAGAGGAAGUUUAGUUCCAGAAACACCUGAGCAGAACAUGUCUCCUAUUCAAACCGCUACGGAGUGUUGACAGUGAAAGGUGAAAGUGAAAACCAGAGUUCAAUGGCAAUGAUCUCAGCUACUGAUCUGGAGCAGCUGGCUGAAAUAGAGCUGCAGAAGGAGGAAGAUGAGGAACAGGGUCGUCACAGCUACCGUCCGGAUCGCCCUCCACCCCCACGUAGAGUCAGCUUCAGCCAGGACACCUCUCACCCCUACUACGAUGUGGCUCGACACGGGAUCCUCCAGGUCACAGGUGAUGAUAACUACGGCAGGAAGCUAGUUAUCUUCAGUAGCUGCCUGAUGCCCCCCUCCCAUCAGCUCAACCACCACCACCUACUGCAGUAUCUGAUGUACACUCUGGACCAGUGUGAGAGUGAUUAUACGGUAGUGUACUUCCACCAUGGUCUCCGCAGCAACAACAAGCCCUCACUACACUGGCUACGAAACGCAUACAGAGAAUUUGACAGGAAGUACAAGAAGAACCUGAAAGCCCUCUAUGUCGUCCAUCCUACUAACUUUAUCAGAAUCAUCUGGAAUAUAUUCCAACCACUCAUCAGUCACAAGUUUGGUAAGAAGCUGACCUAUGUGAACUACCUGGCUGAGCUCAGAGAUCACCUGAGCUGGGAUCAGCUCAUCAUCCCACCUGAUGUCCUCAGGCAUGACGAGAGGCUGCAGGCGGCCCAGAAGGGAGGUCCGCACCCCUCAUCUAAGACUCCUCCCCCCAGACCUCCCCUGCCCACUCAGCAGUUUGGAGUCAGCCUGCAAUAUAUUGGUGAGAAGAACCAGGGUGUUAUGAUCCCUCCUGUGAUGUCCCAGACUGUGUCUUAUCUCAAAGACAAAGGCCUCCAGACAGAAGGUAUGUUCAGGAGGUCCGCUCGUGUUCAGCUCAUCAAGGACGUCCAGAAGCUCUACAACCAGGGGAAGCCAGUGGUGUUUGAGCAGUAUGGAGACAUCCAUGUGCCUGCUGUCAUCCUGAAGACCUUCCUCAGAGAGCUUCCUGAACCCCUGCUCACCUUCGCCCUCUACCACCAGAUACAGGACAUCGUCCGAGUGGAGAGCAGCCUACGAGUGACCACCUGUAAACACAUCCUAGAGAGUCUACCAGAACACAACUACAUGGUGUUGAAGUACCUGCUCUGUUUCCUGAACAUGGUCUCUCAGCAGAGUAUCGUCAACAAGAUGUCUCCCUCCAACCUGGCUUGUGUGUUUGGUGUCAAUCUGUCCUGGCCUUCUCAGGGUUCUGUCUCUCUGACAUCUCUAACGCCGCUCAACAUCUUCACUGAGAUCCUUAUAGAACAUUAUCAUACAGUCUUCAGCUCCCGCUGCCCACAAGCAGAGGUACUGCCCUGAUACCUGCCCUGAUACCAGCCCUGAUACCAGCCCUGGUACCUGCCCUGGUACCAGCCCUGAUACCAGCCCUGAUACCUGCCCCUGAUACCUGCCCCUGAUACCAGCCCUGAUACCAGCCCCAGAUACCUGCCCCAGAUACCUGCCCCAGAUACCUGCCCUGAUACCAGCCCUGAUACCUGCCCUGGUGCCAGCCCUGAUACCAGCCCUGAUACCUGCCCUGAUACCCGCCCUGAUACCAGCCCCUGAUACCAGCCCUGAUACCUGCCCUGAUACCAGCCCUGAUACCAGCCCUGAUACCUGCCCUGAUACCAGCCCUGAUACCUGCCCUGAUACCUGCCCUGAUACCUGCCCUGAUACCUGCCCUGAUACCUGCCCUGAUACCUGCCCUGAUACCCGCCCUGAUACCUGCCCUGAUACCAGGCACAGCCAACCACCGCACGGACAGGCUCCACUACACAGCCAACCACCCCACGGACAGGCUCCACUACACAGCCAACCACCCCACAGACAGGCUCCACUACACAGCCAACCACCCCACAGACAGGCUCCACUACACAGCCAACCACCGCACGGACAGGCUCCACUACACAGCCAACCACCCCACAGACAGGCUCCACUACACAGCCAACCACCCCACAGACAGGCUCCACUACACAGCCAACCACCCCACAGACAGGCUCCACUACACAGCCAACCACCCCACAGACAGGCUCCACUACACAGCCAACCACCGCACAGACAGGCUCCACUACACAGCCAACCACCCCACAGACAGGCUCCACUACACAGCCAACCACCCCACGGACAGGCUCCACUACACAGCCAACCACCCCACAGACAGGCUCCACUACACAGCCAACCACCCCACGGACAGGCUCCACUACACAGCCAACCACCCCACAGACAGGCUCCACUACACAGCCAGACACCUUGCUACUCAACCCAACAAAACGGACACCCUGUGAUGACCUGUUUUGAAGAAUGUCCCGACCACCUGUUGCUCCUGAGACAAGAUGGCUCCCAGAAUCAGUUCCUUUUCCUUUCUCCCGUGACAUAAUCCAGUUUGUUUUGCUACAUUACUGACUGACAUGUUGUUGCAGUGUCAUGUACACAUUUAAAGUGGCGGUUAAAUAAAAAAACAACAACAUUGACAACUUUCAUAACAGUUACAUACCAAUAUAUAUUUUUAAU
Molecule: messenger RNA, 2621 nt
Organism: Salmo salar (Atlantic salmon)
Lineage: Eukaryota; Metazoa; Chordata; Actinopteri; Salmoniformes; Salmonidae
Source: RefSeq, a predicted model, not a curated record